Messenger RNA from Heteronotia binoei (common prickly gecko), 1865 nucleotides. It is a transcript of the gene CCDC38, whose product is annotated as coiled-coil domain containing 38. The record is from RefSeq and is a predicted model, not a curated record. The transcript is spliced from 15 exons. Gene Ontology annotation, cellular component: centrosome. NCBI's taxonomy places the organism in Eukaryota, Metazoa, Chordata, Lepidosauria, Squamata, Gekkonidae. Bases 22 to 1818 code for a protein of 598 amino acids.
GAGAGUUUUACAGUGUGGAAGAUGGCAACAUUUUUAUCACAGCCUUAUGCUUCAUGUUUGGGAUCAGAAAAGAAUAGUGAUAAUAAACGAAUAAGUCCAUUUAGGCAUCUGGACAGUGAAAUCUAUUUUUAUAGAGAUAUAGAGUGUACAGAAAAAGAAAAGGUUAGAUCAGCUCAACAUUGUUUGAAGGUGUAUGAAAAGAGUACAAUUUCAUCAAGAGCAAGGUCUCGAAAAACUAUACGACAUCUGGAACAUGCUAUUGAAAGAGAUACAGAAACAAUAGAAAAAAUUCCCAGUCUAAACUGGGCUCUCGCUUUUGCACAGUUUUGUCAAAGUGAUAAGCAGUCUAUAGCAGAUUACAUCAAUGAACAGAAGGAGCUGUUUCUUUUGGAGUACAGAGUAAAAGUGAAACAAUGUACUAUGACACAGCUGGAGAAACUGGCAGCAAAAGAAGAGCGAAGGGCCAAAAUUGCUGAAAUGAAACUGGAAGAAGAUACACUUGCAUUUGAAGAGUUUCUCAGAGAGAAUGAUAGAAGUUCUGUAGAUGCCCUUAAAAUAGCAACUCAGGAAACAAAAUCUAAACUGGAACUGACAUCUGAGGUGAAUGCAGCAAUGAAUGAGGUGUUCGCAACUAAAAGUGACAUUGCAAUCACUGAAGAAAUUCUGAGGCAGUAUUUAUCUUAUGAAACAUUUUUGAUGAGCAUUUCUCCUCAAGACUGGCAAGAAAAGCAACUGGAAAAAAGAGGGAAAAUGAAACCAGAGAAGAGAAGAAUGUCAAAACCUUUACUUCCUCGUCAUGAAAAACUUGAUCCAAGAUCACAGCGCUGUUAUGCACUGGGCCGCAAGUUAAGCAAAGGCAUACCUGCUCCAGAAAGUCCAUAUGGAAAGAAUGUAUUAAAUAGAAAACCAUCUUCAUUAAUGGAUCAGGACCACAAAAAGAAACUUUCAGUAAGCUCAGUAACUGACUAUAGGUUUUUUAGAAGUGGAUCAAAAGGAGACACGAGCCGAAGACCAUCCUUGUUAGAAAGGAGAAGAUCUGUAUUAAGCUGUGCAAGUGAAAAAACCACUUCUUCAGAUGAGGACUUUUCCUUGGAAGAUAUACCAAGUGAUGUGGAGCCAGAGAUAUAUUUCAAAGACCCAGAAGAGUUACUUCAGAUGUUCAGAUAUCUUGAAGAACAAAAUCUUACACUAUUUCAAAACAUUCAGGACUUAGUUGGAACAAUGGAAGAUUGUCGACAGAGGGAAAGAAUUGUUAGAGAGCAAAUGGAACAAAAAAUAAAAAGCCUAAUGGAUGAAAAAGAUGCUAUUAUAGCUGCUUGCAAAAAGGAAGAGGAAAAAUGUGAUGAACUGGCAUUAAAAGCCAAAGUAUUUUGUGCAGGACAGUAUAAUCCAGCAGCCAUGGAUAAAAUUUUGGAUACGCUUAAUAAAAAAGUAGCACAAGUAUACAAAGUUUGUGGCGAAGAAUCUGAAGUAUCCAGCCUGCCUACCUUCCAAAUGCUGAAAGUAAUAGAAAUUAGAGUUUCACAAUUGUGUGAGAUGUUGGAAGCUGUUCCACAUGAAUACCUUGAUGUUAUUGAAGCCACUGAGAAGCUAAGGGUGAAAGAAAGACGGCAAAGAUUACGUGAAGAGAAAUUGGAAGAACUGAAGAAAGCUCAGGAAGAAAGACUGAAGCUUGCUCUGAAAAGAGCAAUUGCAGCUCCAAAGAAAAGGAUGGGUAGAAAACUGAUGUAUCGCUCACAACCUCCAGAGACUAAACAGGGAAAGGAACAAGCUGCAAAGGACACUACAAGAGUUGAAGAUGAUUACUUUUUCAAUUGAACUUCAUAACAUGACAUUCCUUUUAGAGAUAGGGCCUUACGUUGCAG